AUGAUCAGCAGACAAUGGGACUGGCCCACCCAUGCCUUGGAAAUUCUUGCCACAGAGAUGCUCGGCUACAACGUAUGGGUGAACGACGAUGUGAGUGGCUUCCAAACGUUUUCCGCGAGUGAGCCCUUCUACGAAGUCGCUGGAUGCGAGCGAAAUUUGACGGAAUGGCAAUGCGAGGGGCAAGUCUCCAGAACGCAUGUCGCAUUGAAAGCCUACUUGCCGUCUAAUGAAGAAGUACUGGCGAGGCUACAGAGACUGAGGGUUGGUGGUAUUAUGGAUGUACAGGACGAAGCCACAAAUCCCAACUAUGAAGGCUUGAGCAUCUCGCGGAGAUUGGCAGAUAAGGUUCUUCAGGAGUCGGGUUUGCCCUUAGAGUACUUUCGUUCUUAUCAUGCCCGCAACAAAGCGGCAAUUCUGCCUUACUUUGACAAGAUUCAAGAUGUCAAUGAUUCAGAUCUGGCACCGUGUGCCACCUGGAGCCUUUGGCCCGUGUUUACGAACAGAAUGGAAGCAUAUCUGCAGAUCACUGGAGACGCAGAUGGCGUUACAGUGGAGGCUGAGGGUGGGACCCAAAGCAUCAAGCCGCGAUGCCACGAAAGCCGGUGGUGGUUGGCUCCCACAUGCCGUGAGAAUUCAACAGAAUGCAUUCCGUGCUUGCUCUAUGACUACUUUGGCUUUCCCUGGAACAUUGAAGAAGUCAUGCAGAAAGCCACAGUCUGGGAAAUGCCCUUGGCAAUCGGGGCAGCAUUGGCUGACUUCACUUCUUUCACUGGUUCCUACUUCCGUCUUCCGUUGACGCAUGAUGUGGUGUUUGUGAAGUCAUAUCCAAACCUGGAAAACAUGCCCCCAGUGGCCGCAAUGCAAAUCUUAUUUCCACGCCACAGUGCCAGAGAAUGGCAGAGGGGACUAGCAUCCAGCAUGGCCGCCACCUGGUCACACUCAAUGCUAUCACACAAGGAUCUUGGGGAAUGGGCACCAGAUGUUCAAGAGCUUCUUCGGCGGAUGAGGUUUUAUGGAGAGGACUAUGAGUACGUAAACAUCGGGAUGUCCAGCCGAGUGGAGCAGGGCCAAGCUACGUGGCCGGGCUUGGCUUGCGAGUGGCUCCAGAACAACACAGACGUGUGGAAAGCCUGGGUGCCAGAUGUUACGAGCUGCUUCCCUGGCCACGGCUUGUUUGGCAACGGGACUUUCGUCAGUUCCCGCGACAAUGCCACUACAUGUCGACCCUGUCCACCGGGAAGUUAUUCAGCUCCGUUCUACGACUAUGCGGACACUGCCCAAUGCCAGUCCUGUUCACAAGGAUAUUGGCAAAGCUCAUAUGGGGCCGUGACAUGCAGCCCUUGCUCAACAGGUAAGUUUGCCAAUGACACUGGCUCGACAUUGUGCAAUGAUUGCGCUCAGGGCCAGUACCAGCCGGCAACCUCAUCUAGUUCCUGCGAGGUAUGCGACAUCUUGCAAACAACAAGCAUCCGUGGUGCCACCGAGCGGAGCGAAUGCAUCUGCAAAGCUGGUUCCUUUCCGGGAGCCUCGGGAUGUGAACUUUGUUCCACGGGGCUCCGGUGCCAGGGAGGCGACAUCCCGCUUCGUCAAGAAGAGGGCUUCUGGGUGGAGGUCGGCGCCGAGGGCAGUCUCUCCGUUUACCGAUGCCAGGAUUACAGACACUGUCCAGAAGGCACUCCUGGAAGCUGCGCGAGCCAACGUGUCGGUCGAGCUUGUGCUGUUUGCCGCCUCGGGUACUGGGCAGGUCAUGACGAGACUUGCAGACCGUGUGAGACCCUCUUGACGGUGUAUGUGUUGGUCGUGGCAGCACUCGUCCUUUCUGUCAGCUUGGCCCCCUUUGCGGCAUUCUUGUCAUGCAGCAGCCUCAGUACCAGGAAGACCCUUGCUGGCGUUGCAAUAGCUACGGCCAUGGCUGGUCAGACAGCCAUCGCGUUUCAGGCAUUGCAGGCGAUCAGUCAGCUGAACAUUCAAUGGGUGCAACCUGUCAAAGAAUUUCUUCGGGUACUGUCCAUGGUGUUCCAUGGCUUCCAAACAGGUGUCACGUGCUUUGUCGAGGGGACAACCUUCACAACAUGGUCCUUUGCUUUGCAACUAUUGGCAUUCCCUGCUUUUGUUGUUCUGACCAGCCUGCCAGCAGUCGCGGUGAAAAUUGGGAGAGGCAUCAACGUAUUCAUUGGCCUUUUCCACAUCUACGGCCUAAUCCUUGUGGCUCUCUUGACAGCGAUCUCAAUUGCUGUAGUCAUGCCCCUGAAGUGCAUGAAGAACCCCAAUCUCACCUACACUCUGGAGGCCCACCCGCAGGUGAUAUGCUGGAAUUCGCAAGAGCACGAGGUGCUUGUAAUACUCUCGGUGAUCGGCGUUUUGGCAUACCCUGUGACCAUCCUGAGCUUGUUGCUAUGGGCUACUUACAAGUAUCCUCGAUGGCUUCGCUCGGACAGAGGAGUUGAAACUUUGCACCGUUAUGACUUCUUGUUUGGCCGCUUGGCAACGCCGUUGCUGGACUUGGAGGACAAUGGCACUGAUACCCAGCUCUCGGUUCUACUGGUGAUAAUAUUUCUUGGCUUGCCAGUGUGCUUCGUGGGGGCUGCCAUUUGUGCGGUCUUAUCCAAGCGCAAAGGAUCAAACAGGUACACGUUAUUCCUGUCUCAUCACAAGGCAUCCACGUGUACGCUUUGUCGUUACAUCAAGGUGGUGGUUGCAAAGCUGGCACCGGCCUUUCAUGUGUUUUAUGAUGCAGACAACCUUCGCGAUUUGGAUUCGUUGUUUAGCACUGUGAAGAACGACGUGGACUUUUUUUUGGCAGUACUGAGUGCCAACGUGUUCAGCAGCUUCUGGUGCAUUGCUGAAAUGACUACAGCAUUCGCAAACAAA
Symbiodinium necroappetens is the source of this 2871-nucleotide messenger RNA. NCBI's taxonomy places the organism in Eukaryota, Dinophyceae, Suessiales, Symbiodiniaceae. The record is from the annotation of a GenBank genome assembly.